Messenger RNA from Siniperca chuatsi (mandarin fish), 2372 nucleotides. It is a transcript of the gene rad18, whose product is annotated as RAD18 E3 ubiquitin protein ligase. The coding region runs from base 144 to 1775 and encodes 543 amino acids. Gene Ontology annotation, biological process: DNA damage tolerance; protein monoubiquitination. Gene Ontology annotation, cellular component: Rad6-Rad18 complex; nucleus. NCBI's taxonomy places the organism in Eukaryota, Metazoa, Chordata, Actinopteri, Centrarchiformes, Sinipercidae. Gene Ontology annotation, molecular function: ubiquitin protein ligase activity; single-stranded DNA binding. The transcript is spliced from 13 exons. The record is from RefSeq and is a predicted model, not a curated record.
GCGUCACAAAUCUGGAACUCCAACUCAGCGGAUGUCGUCAAAUGACGUAAGAGGCGUCCUGCAUCCCUUCGAGCGGGACUGCUGACCACUGAAACUAAAAGCUUUGUGACUUUCUCAAAUAGCAGCUUUUUGUUUAAGUAGACAUGGCCCUUCAAAUUGAAGCGGAUUUACCACCUGGCCUUGCAUGUUUGAAAAAUGUUGAUGACCUGCUUCGGUGUCCUAUUUGCUUUGACUUCCUCAAUAUUUCAAUGAUGACUAAAUGCUCUCACAACUUUUGCUCCUUGUGCAUCAGAAAAUUUCUUUCCUAUAAGUUGCAGUGUCCAGUUUGCAAUACACAAGCAACAGAACCAGAACUAAGAAACAACCGUUUAUUGGAUGACUUGGUCGUAAACUUUCAAGCUGCAAGGCAGCACUUGUCAAAAGCAAAUUUUGACUCUCCUCCAAUAUCGCCAAAGACCCCAGCUUCAGCUGUCAAAUGCAAAACUCCCAGACAGAAGUGUAACAGCUCCAUUUUGAGUAAUUUUUUCCAAAAAAGGCAUAAAACAUCUCCCACUAAAGAAACCCAGAGAGAUAGUUCCGUUGCUGAUUGUGUUCAGCGUGGAAAAAUACAGACUGCAUUCACCCACAGUGCAAAUGGCCUACAUUUGCCAACCGCUCAACUUCCAGUGGCUGUGAAGGAAGAGCCAAUGGAUGUGGAGGAGGCCUCUGUCCAGGGUUUGAUGUCAGUCAAACAGGAGUACACAGUCUUGCACAGUAUCAGCACUGGGGUUGAGAUGGCACAUUCCUCAUCACCAUCAAAAGAAGUGAAGCCCGUAAUCAAAGUGGAUUGCCCUGUGUGUUCUGUAAGUGUGCCACAGCAGUUUAUCAACAAGCAUCUGGACACAUGUCUUACCAGAGGAGAGAAGAAGGAAAGCUUGAGGAGCUCCCUUGGCAAGGUGAGGCGUCCAAUGGGGAAGCUGGUGUACAACCUGCUUUCUCUGCAGGAGCUGAAGAGGAGGCUGAAGGAAUGCCAUCUCUCAGUGCAGGGUUCUCGAGACCAGCUGAUCAAAAGACACCGGGAGUUUGUCCAUAUAUACAAUGCCCAGUGUGAUUCACUAAACCCAAAAUCAGCUGAAGAUAUUGCCAAAGAGUUGGAGGCCAGUGAGAAGAUCAGGAAUCAACUGCAGGGGAAAGCCAAACCUAUCAUGGUUUUCUCAAAGAAUCAGUCUGAGAAGGAGAUUGAUGAGAUGCAUUCAAAUUAUAGGAAGCAGCACAGCAGCGACUUUUCCCGCCUGAUUGCCCAGGUUCGGGGUCGCCUAGAGACCACCCGACAGACUUGUAUCAAACAGGAAGUCAUUGUGGAAGGGCAGGAUGCACAAAAAACGCUCCCUGCAGAUCAAGUUGCAGAAUCAAAAAGCUGCUUAGUGAUUAAGAUAGAAGACGGAGAAACUGACGAGGAGCCAUCUGCAAGAGGGAUUGAAAUUUCACCCAGCCCCACUAAUAGUGACGUGUCCGUCAGCAGUUCUAUUUCUGACAUAUUUGGUCCAGAGCCUGCCAGAAACCUCAACAGGUGUUUCUGCCUCAGGAGCUGCAGAGUCUGGAUCUGUGAUUGCGGGCCUCCUGCUGGAACAGUGCUGCUGUCUAUAUGGUGGAGAGGAGGUGGUGUGGCUCAGAUCCUACUUAGUGGGCAUCACCUGAAGCUGUUUAAUUGUCCUUCUGGAUACAUCCUCUUCACUUAUGUUUUACAAUCUACAUUUUAUCAUCAUAAUUGUAUAUACUAUGAUUUUGUGUUGUGAAUCUAUUCUGUACACACAUCUAUUGCAUGUCUGUCCGUCCUGGGAGAGGGAUCCCUCCACUGUUGCUCUUCCUGAGGUUUCCGUCAUUUUUCUUCCCUGUUAAAAGUUUUUUUUGAGGAGUUUUUCCUUCCAGGAAGCUCUCCACAUCUAUUCUGAACCUGUUGGAGUAUAUGUUAUAAAGUGUUUUAGUGCUAGACAUCUAAUACUCUACUGGUUGUGUAUUCAUACUUUUCAUGAUCAUUGUGAAAGAUACAUUUGUUUAUCUUUACAUACAGCAUUAUGGUCUUUGCAGCAGACAUUCUCAUCAUCUGUGGGCAUUGUCCUGCAUUCUCCACAGGUGCAACUGUACAGUUUAAUUCACAGUGUGACUAAAGAUAUUGUUGUCGUUAUUGAUAUAAUUGUUGGUAGAGAGCAUUAUCUUACACGUUUGUCCAAAAUCUUCCAUAUUUGUGAAACUGGGUUAAGAUCUGGUUACUGUAAAGGCUGUAGCAUUUUAUUGACAUAAUUUUCAUACUUAAUAUGCAACAUAACUAAAACCAUGAUGGCUGUUAGUUUGAUCUGUGACGAACAAUAAUAAUAAAACAAAAAGUAGCUAAA